AUGAAUAUCACCAUACCUCUCCACAUCCGCAUUGUGGUAUAUGCCAAAAAAAACUUCAAAAACAGAUACGUCCGUUACAGUCUUGCGCUCUUCCAGCUGAGCUAUCGAGAGAUUUCGGCGACUGACAGCGGUAGGUUCUACCAGGCGAUGAACGAGAACCUUAAUCUGCUUCUCGAGGAGCUGAGCUGUCUCAACAUCAUUAUGCUUCCGAGCGCAGUAGAUCAUUGCCUUUCGGAACAUCUGAUUGAUCUUUGGGGCCGUAUUUCUUAUUCUUCGAGUUGUGCAUGGGCAGCAUUUAGAAGCACUGGAACAGCAUUAUCUCCGCGCCACCUUGAUGCCAUUCACCCGCAUAGCAUGGACGGCACACUGUCCAUAGUCGCUCAGUAUGGGCGGAAUCCAUUCGGUCCUAUGGUCGACGACUGCUGUCCUAGCAAAGACUCGCAAGCAAGAGGCGAGCCUCUGAUCGACAUUGGAAGCGAUGCGCUCUCGAGAGUCAAGAGCGCCGACACACAGGCCUGGCGCAUCUACGUUCCUGGUGAGAAAGGCGCAAAACACCUCAAAAAGCCAGAGCCCAGGCGAAACACGAAGCAACGAAACCGCAGUGUACGAUCUUCUGCCAGCCCCAUAAUCGUCAGUGCGCCACCAACAUCACAAACAGCUCUCAUUGCCUCACGCCUCGCUCAUGCUAUCACAGCGAUCAACUCCGAAUUUUCCUGGAUUGCGGUCGGUCCCAGUUUGAUUGGCAAAGACAAGGUCUUUGACAUUGCUGCACUCGCAUGCAGCCAGGCUUGCGAGUAUUAUCUACAAAAAAGCUCUGGCGUCAAUGACGAAGCGCUGCACCGUGCUGCCCUUGACAAUUACGAUCUUGCUGUUUCGCGUCUGCGGAUAAAGCUAGGCAGCAACACUUCCCGGAAGGACGGCCUUGACUUUGCAGCAGCCACCUCAGGUGCACUGUCGACUGCUGCGUCCAUGAUUCGAGUGCAUGACCAUAGGAACAAGACUAUUGAUGGCGAAGAGGGCUACAUCCACUACGAUGCGCUAUCCAGAUACUUGGUUGUAGAUGCUGCGAUGACUCGCGCUCCAAGCGCCAUACACAGGGCCAUCUUUCAUGACAUCAUUCGAUACAAAUACUUCCGGGCCUGUUCUUUGGGGACGCUUGAUAGUGCACCUGAGUUUCCACGCAAGUAUCAAGCUUACUGGGACUUGAUGUCACCAUACAGCUUCGGGACCAGGACCGAGUACUGGGGCAGGCUGCAGUCGUCAUGCCAGAAGAUUGAUGCCAGACUUCCAGAUCUGAUUCAGUACGUGCAAAAGCUGAGGCAAGGCAGCGAUGUGUCUUCGUUCGAAGUUAUCGGCCUUUCCCAGCAUCUCUUAACAUUACAAGAUAGAGCGGCGGAAGACGUAGCGAAAGCUAUCGGCAAAGUCGUUGACACCCAGGAUGAUUGUUCGAUCCUGCCCAAGGCUUUUGACUUCACGGGAUGUUGCCAUUGGCCAUUCUUGGUACACUACUGGCCACUUGCUAACUUUGCACCUUUCGCUCUUUGUAGGCGCUACUUCUCACCAUUACUCACCUGUCUUUGGAAGAGCAUCGGAUGCUCAACUGCCUUUCUGACCAGCAGCCAAGAACAUUCUCAUGAGCAUACCACAUGCAAUGAAGGGUGGGUAUGGGCAGCUGAUCCACAAAUUGAAGGUCUGCAGACCGACAACUUGAGAGAAUGGAUCCUAGACACUUUGAGAAAUGGCAUUGGCGUCGGCUUCGCACAAGGAUGGACUGCUGCUGAUCUCAAGCAGAGAGCUGGACUUUUCGCAAUGACUCCUACUGGACUUGAUGAUAUUUGGUGCUGCAAGCAACUGCGCAGAUGAAAAUCGAGUUGACGUCGUGCUCGCACCACGCCUCACACUCCAAGUCUGGGAAAUAGCUUCAAGCCAAUUUUCUCGCAAAUCUUCGGCCUUGAAGUCAUCCUGUCGUUCAAGCUAGACCAUGAAGCUUCCACUUGGCGCAUUCGGACAAUCUGUGCCGAACAACUGAAGCUUGGUCCUCCGCAUCGCCUCUAAGCAAUUGCAUCAAAGCUUUGAUCCGCAUCGGAGAGCUCGACAGCGCGGUAUCGAAGCAGAAAGUUCGUGCCUCGGCUAGAACAUCCUCAGUACUCCUACCCGCAUUCGUUGGAGGUGGAGCGUUCACCAUCAGCCUCGCAGGUCUAUCGAUGAUGUAUGGCAGAUCGCCACCAGAAUGACUGAGGAUAAUCUUGCAAUUCGGAGCGUGGUCUCGGAGCAUGUUGG
Molecule: messenger RNA, 2280 nt
Organism: Pseudocercospora fijiensis CIRAD86
Lineage: Eukaryota; Fungi; Ascomycota; Dothideomycetes; Mycosphaerellales; Mycosphaerellaceae
Exons: 9
Coding region: 1-1863 (620 amino acids)
Source: RefSeq, a predicted model, not a curated record